UACCAUUAUUAUACUUGUUACAUUUAGUCAUAAACUGCUAUAAUAGUUGACAUUUAGAUUGUUUUAGCAUAUUAAAUCAAGAGAUUUUUCCUCGUAUGGUUGUGAGGAGCGAUUUAUUUGAGAAACAGUGACGGUUAAAACAUGGGAAUUCUAGUUACAGUGUUGGUUCUAAUUGUGGUUCAUAUUCAAUAUAUAUCCAGCCAUCCUGGCGAAUUUUCUAAGAGAAGUGACAACUGUAGGUCGUAUUUCUACUAUGCUACGCAUGAUAUGUCUUGCAGGGAUAACGACAUGUUUAUGAUACGAAACGAUUUUAUAAGUGACGUCCGGGCGACCUGCAGUAGCGUGGCGCACAAAGACACCUACCUAGACUGCAUGAAAUCAAUAUCUACUGAAUGUCCACAGCAAUAUGCCGAGGUGGCCAAUUCUAUAAGAAAUAAGCUGAACAUGUUUUGUGAAGGUAAUGACGUAUCACAGUGGAUACAAUUAGUGGUUCCGGACGGGGUUUCCAUAAAUCGUACUUGUUCAGAAGGUCCCCUCGGCGAGUUGCACACCAGUUGUAUUAAGGAGUUCUAUGCUCAAAAUCAACUCGGCGACCGCAUAACAUCUUAUGAAACGGCAUCGGCAAUCAUUCCAAGGAUGAUGACCGAUGUAUUUAAUUGUAUGAAGACAAACCUGGCACUAACACCAGCACUGGUUAGCGGAUGUGGUAGUUCGUGGCAACACAUUCUGCUAGAAUUUUGGUUAAGAAUACUGUACUUUGGAAGCAUUUUUCAGGGGCCUUCCAAUGAAGAUAAACAAGAAUUUCUAAAUUUGGCACGUUCAUCAGUAGCAGAGAACCUUAUAUAGAACUACAGUAUAAUGACAUUAUACCUUGCAAGCUGGACUGAAUUAGCUUUAUAUUCUAAAAUAUUGUCUUUUAGUAUAGUCACUGAAUUAAAAAAAUGUUUAGGGUAGACUAUAAUCUAAAGCUUUCUAAAACAAAUAAAGAAAUGAUUGUUUAA
Molecule: messenger RNA, 1001 nt
Organism: Ruditapes philippinarum (Manila clam)
Lineage: Eukaryota; Metazoa; Mollusca; Bivalvia; Venerida; Veneridae
Exons: 6
Coding region: 142-846 (234 amino acids)
Source: RefSeq, a predicted model, not a curated record